Messenger RNA from Carlito syrichta (Philippine tarsier), 4626 nucleotides. It is a transcript of the gene ZCCHC2, whose product is annotated as zinc finger CCHC-type containing 2. The transcript is spliced from 13 exons. NCBI's taxonomy places the organism in Eukaryota, Metazoa, Chordata, Mammalia, Primates, Tarsiidae. Gene Ontology annotation, molecular function: nucleic acid binding; phosphatidylinositol binding; zinc ion binding. The record is from RefSeq and is a predicted model, not a curated record. Bases 83 to 2602 code for a protein of 839 amino acids.
CGACUCUGCUCAUGGUGAUUAUGUGCAAAGUAAGGAGACCAGUUUAAUAGAACAAGCUCCCAUACCUCAGGAUGGACUUACUAUGGCACCUCAUAGAGCUCAGCGAGAAGCUGUACACAUUGAGAAGAUAAUGUUGAAAGGAGUCCAGAGAAAAAGGGCUGACAAAUAUUUGGAGUACACUUUCAAAGUAAAUUGGUCUGAUCUUUCAGUCACAACAGUAACAAAAACCCACCAAGAACUACAGGAAUUUCUACUGAAGCUUCCCAAGGAAUUGUCUUCAGAGACUUUUGAUAAGACCAUCUUAAGAGCCCUGAAUCAGGGUUCCCUGAAGAGGGAGGAACGGCGACAUCCUGACCUAGAGCCCAUCCUAAGGCAGCUAUUUUCAACUUCGUCAGAAGCUUUUCUACAGAGUCAGAAAGUACACAGCUUUUUUCAGUCCAUAUCUUCAGACUCUCUACACAGUCUCAGUAACUUACAAUCCUCUCUGAAGACUUCUAAAAUAUUAGAACACUUAAAAGAAGACAGCUCAGAAGCUUCAAGUCAAGAAGAAGGUAAACAUGUGUUGCAGCACACCAUAAUCCACAAGAAACAUACUGGGAAAAGUCCCAUUGUAAACAAUAUUGGUACGAGUUGCUCUCCACUGGAUGGGCUUACCAUGCAAUACUCUGAGCAGAAUGGAAUUGUGGAUUGGAGGAAGCAGAGCUGCACCACCAUUCAGCACCCAGAGCACUGUAUGACUUUAGCUGACCAGCAUUCUGCUGAAAAACGAAGCUUAUCUUCAAUAAACAAGAAAAAAGGAAAACCACAAAUAGAAAAGGAGAAAAUAAAGAAAGCAGACAACCGAUUGAAUAGUAGAAUGAAUGGAAUUAGACUUUCCACUUCCCAGCAUGCCCAUGGUGGUACUGUGAAAGAUGUGAAUUUGGACAUUGGAUCAGGACAUGACACAUGUGGAGAAACAUCUUCGGAGAGUUACAGUUCUCCAUCUAGUCCACGACAUGAUGGAAGAGAAAGUUUUGAAAGUGAAGAAGAAAAAGACAGAGACACAGACAGCAAUUCUGAGGAUUCUGGGAAUCCAUCAACAACUAGGUUUACAGGUUAUGGUUCUGUCAACCAGGCUGUCACUGUCAAGCCACCUGUUCAGAUUGCUUCACUAGGAAAUGAGAAUGGAAGCCUUUUAGAAGAUCCCUUGAACUCGCCCAAGUAUCAGCAUAUUUCUUUUAUGCCAGCUUUACACUGUGUCAUGCACAAUGGUACCCAGAAGUCUGAAGCUGUCGUUCCUACACCCAAAUCUGCUGAUGGCAAAACAAUAGGGAUGCUUGUUCCUAGUCCUGUUGCGAUUUCUGCAAUAAGGGAGUCCACAAAUUCAACCCCUGUUGGAAUACUGGGGCCGGCAGCUUCCCCUGGAGAAUCGGAAAAGCACCUGGAGUUACUGGCUUCCCCUUUACCUCUUCCAUCCACCUUCCUUCCACAUAGUAGUGCUCCUGCGUUGCACCUCACAUUUCAGAGGCUCAAGUUGCCACCACCACAGGGAUCUUCUGAGAGUUGCACAGUCAACAUCCCACAACAACCAACCGGAAGUCUGAGCAUCGGAUCACCAAACACUGCCUUUAUUCCUGUCCAUAACACAGGUAGUUUCCCAGGACCUCCUGUUGCUACCACGGACCCCAUCACAAAAUCUGCAUCCCAAGUGGUAGGACUAAAUCAAAUGGUGCCUCAAAUUGAGGGAAGCACAGGGACAGUCCCUCAGCCUACCAAUGUGAAGGUAGUUCUUCCAGCAGCUGGCCUCUCAGCCACACAGCCACCAGCUUCCUACACCUUACCAGGCUCCCCGCUUGCUGCCAGCGUGUUGCCCAACCAAAACUCCAGUGUGCUCAACACAGCAGCAGCUUCUCCUCAGCCAGCGAGCGCAGGCAUCAGCCAGGCCCAGGCCACCGCUCCUCCCGCAGUUCCUACCCAUACCCCAGGCCCUGCCCCGAGCCCCAGCCCUGCUUUGACACACAGUACUGCACAGAGUGACAGCACAUCUUACAUCAGUGCUGUGGGGAACACGAACGCGAAUGGCACAGUGGUGCCACCACAGCAGAUGGGCUCAGGGCCUUGUGGUUCUUGCGGGCGCAGGUGCGGCUGUGGGACUGGUGGAAGCCUCCAGCUGAACAGUUACUACUACCCUAACCCGAUGCCCGGACCCAUGUAUCGAGUCCCAUCAUUCUUCACUCUGCCAUCCAUUUGCAAUGGCAGCUACCUCAGCCAAGCACAUCAGAGCAAUGGAAACCAACUUCCUUUUUUUCUGCCUCAGACUCCAUAUGCAAACGGACUGGUACAUGACCCUGUCAUGGGGAGCCAAGCCAACUAUGGUAUGCAGCAGAUGGCAGGAUUUGGGAGAUACUAUCCUGUAUACCCAGCACCUAACGUAGUUGCCAACACCAGUGGUACGGGGCCCAAGAAGAAUGGGAACAUCUCAUGUUACAAUUGUGGUGUAAGUGGACACUAUGCACAGGACUGUAAGCAGUCGUCCAUGGAGGCCAAUCAACAAGGCACUUACAGACUGAGAUACGCACCUCCCCUCCCCCCUUCUAAUGAUACGUUGGAUUCUGCAGACUGAAACAAGUAAAGCUUGCCUACUUAAUACUCUCAAGUGUGGGGAGUUAUGGGGUGUGGAGGGGAGGAAAGGAAAGGUAUUGGUUUGUUUCUUUGUCUAUACAUUUCCUAGAUUUCUAUGCAGUUGGGAUUUUUUCAUUUCUCUUGUACCAAUGUCCAAAACAAAAAAGAAUGCAGUGCUUUUGAGCCUCUAGUCUCCUGGUUCAACAACAGGCUUAUAUGUAUGAUAUAUGUGAUUUAAACUUUCAGAAAAACUAUCAAAAAGAAAGUGUUUAUGCGUGCUUUUUUUUUUUUACACUGAAUACUUGCUGUGUGCAAUGUUUACUGAAUCUUUAAACUGUGUAUUUGACCUAUUUUUACAACACCGGUGACAGUCAUAUGGUUCUGAAAACAAGAAACUUUGCUUCUUCCCCAGCUUUUCUCACUUUCACCCUAAACUAAACUACACUUUCUCCCCAGCCACCCUCACUCUCUCCCUGGCCUGCGGCAGGAGAGGCCAGCAGUGUACUUGUCCCCACUUGUGUAACCUGCUCUGCAUAUAAACCAAGGGCAAAAUGUUUCACCUUAAUCUCAUGGGAGAAAUCAAACUCCCACAGUAGUAUGUAUAUAUGUAAUAAACAGCAUCACGUAAGUACAUAUAUGCAGUGCCUGUUGUCCAAAUAAAAAUGAAAAUAAGUGGAAGAGAGAGGAAGAAGUCAAACCAUAUGAGACUGAAAACAUGACGUUUGAAAUGGGCAAAAAGCUUUUUCUUAAAAAAAAAAAAAGUUUUACUUCUAUCAUACUUUUUUAGCCUGUUGCUUCAGAGAGACACAAAGUGAACACACCGGUGUGAAUGUUGUUCUCUGUGUGCUUGUGUUUGUAAUGAAAGUCGACGGCCAACUUUACUUGUCCUCUACCCCCGUGCUAGCUACUACUGUGUCAUGUUCAAAGAGACACUACUUGAGUAAAGAUUCUUCUUUUCCUAUACCAACUGUUACAGUGUUACAUUGUGUUUAAAGUGUGUAUGUUUUAUUGCAAUCUGAACAGAAGCUGUGGGUUUCUACAAAAAGUCAGGUAUUUGUUCCCUAACCUGUCUCUUGUAGCAAAGUCACUUUUUAUAACAGUUUACCACUAUGCUUGAUUAUAAUGUGAAAGACUGAAUUCUGAGUGUGUUAAGAUGGUAUUAAUCAUGUCAGUGUCAUGUCACUAAGUUUAAUGCUGCUGUUUUAAAAAAUUUUUUUAAAAGCCAAUCUAUGUACUAAAUUGCUUCCAGGUAAUUUUUGAUUUCUUAAAGUGCACUGAGGUUAUCUGGAAGAUUGGGUGUACUUUUUGGUGACUGCUGCAUUGAACAACUACCACUGUAUAGUCGUAGGUUUAAGGGAUUGGGGGGCCCAUUGUUUCGUUCCUCAGCACAGAGCAGAAAUGAUAGGCUUUUGUUGUGUGGAAUAACGUUAGGAUGCAGCAGAGGAACUUUACAUAUUUGGUCUCGGUUCAGAAGCCUAACAGAUUGCUAGACAAGAGAAAAAACUUGAAGAAAAAGAAGCUUAACUUAAUGCUUCAUAAGUAGCAUUUAUAUUUAUAGCACCAAUGUACAUUUUGAAACUUUCUUUCAGGGGUGGGAGUUACGGGGAAGGGGCAGGGGUGGGUGUAAAGGGGUAGAAGAAAGCUUUAAUUUAGAAAGAAAAUUUGAGUAAAGGAAAUUAUUUUGAUUAAAUAUAUUUUAUUUGAUCUGGGUAUUUUUGGACCACAUUAUUAAAUUAAUUGUUAAGCUGCAGUUGAGUUGUUCAAGUGAGAGUUUUGAUAAGCCACGUAUGGACCGCAUUGUGAAUCACUUGCCAGUUGUACUUUAUGGAGCUUAUUCUAUGAUUUAAAAUACUGUACUGUACAUAGGAGGUGUGUUACCUUCUCCUUAUUUGUAUGUUUACCAUAUACUUUGAUAUUUGAAAUGUUAUGUACUGGAAAGGCCACUUAUAUUUCUAGAACAGAUUGGAUUUUAUGCAACCUUUUUUCCUUGAAUUAACAGCAAUAAAAAAAAGAAAAACAACUUAA